AUGUCCGCGUGCCCGGCACCGGCAGUGGCCACCUUCCUCCUCGUCGCCCUUCUCGCGUGCUGCUGCCAGGCCGCACGAGCCAUCCGGACGCACGGCGGCGGCGGCUAUGUCUCCGCGGUCGGGGACCCCGGCAUGCGGCGCGACGGCCUCCGCGUGGCCUGGGAGGCGUGGAACUUCUGCAACGAGGUCGGCCAGGAGGCCCCCGGCAUGGGCAGCCCCCGCGGCGCCGACUGCUUCGAUCUCGAGACGAGCUCCGAUGAGCACGGGCAGCCAGUGUACUCGGUGGCGCACCUGGUGAGCGACGCCGACAACAGCCUGGGCGCGGGCGACCCGUUCCCGGGGUCCCCGCCGGGCGCGGCCCGCAUCACCGACGCCGACCUCUACGCGCCGGCGAAAGAGCUCUACCUCGGCGAUCGCUGCCAGGUGGCCGACACCCCGGCGCCGUGGCAGUUCUGGAUGGUCAUGCUCAAGAACGGCAACCUCGACACCACCGCCGCCAUAUGCCCCGAGAACGGCCGCCCCGCGCGCCCGUUCCCGCAGACGUCCCGCUUCCCGUGCCCCGGUGGAGCCGGCUGCAUGAACCAGCCGCUGGUGUUCCACAACCGCACCGCGCUGGACGACGCCAGCCGCUGGCUCCGUGGCGGCCUGUUCGGCACCUACGACCUGGACGCCGACAACCGCCUCGGCGCCGACGACGUGUCGUUCUACUCCGUGACGUGGGAGAAGGAGGUGGCGGCGACCGGCGGCGGCGGGUGGGCGUUCCACCACAAGCUGCGCACGUCCAGCAAGUACCCGUGGCUGAUGCUGUACUUGCGCUCCGACGCCACCAGGGGGUUCUCCGGCGGCUACCACUACGACACCAGAGGCAUGACCAAGCAGGUGCCGGAGUCGCCGGACUUCAAGGUGCGGUUGACCCUGGAGGUGAAGCAGGGCGGCGGGCGCAACAGCCAGUUCUACCUGAUGGACAUGGGCAGCUGCUGGAAGAACGACGGGCGCGCCUGCGACGGCGACACGGCGACGGACGUGACCCGGUACAGCGAGAUGAUCAUCAACCCGUCGACGCCGGGGUGGUGCUCGCCGUCGCGGAUCGACCAGUGCCCGCCGUGGCACACGUUCCGGAACGGCAGCCGCGUGCACCGCACCGACGGGGCCCGCUUCCCCUACGGCGCCUACCACGUGUACUGCUCCCCCGGGAACGCGGCGCGCGCGGAGAAGCCCACCACCUACUGCGACCCCUACAGCAACCCGCAGGCGCAGGAGAUCCUGCAGCUGCUGCCGCACCCCGUGUGGGGCGAGUUCGGCUACCCGACGGCGAAAGGGCAGGGCUGGAUCGGCGACCCCAGGGCGUGGGAGCUCGACGUCGGCGCCAUGUCGCACGCGCUCUACUUCUACCAGGACCCUGGCACGCCGCCGGCCAGGAGGCAGUGGACGUCGCUCGACGUCGGCACGGAGAUAUACGUCAGCGACAAGGCCGAGGAGGCGGAGUGGACGCUCAGCGGCUUCGACGUCCUUGUGCCGGACAAGUGUAUCAAGUCACAGCAACAGGCCACCAACAGCUGCUGGUAG
Molecule: messenger RNA, 1566 nt
Organism: Miscanthus lutarioriparius
Lineage: Eukaryota; Viridiplantae; Streptophyta; Magnoliopsida; Poales; Poaceae
Source: the annotation of a GenBank genome assembly